This is a messenger RNA of Aureobasidium musti, 374 nucleotides long. NCBI's taxonomy places the organism in Eukaryota, Fungi, Ascomycota, Dothideomycetes, Dothideales, Saccotheciaceae. The record is from the annotation of a GenBank genome assembly.
GAAGAAUCAUGGCACGCCUAUCUGGUCUUUUCGUCUUCCUCACACUUCUCCUAUCCCUCUUCGCCAUCUCCACUUCUGCAGCCCCCACAACCUUUGCUGAAGUAGAAGAAUCAUGGCAAAGAGGCCAACAUCCCACUCCCUCCUACCACUCUCAUCUACCCUCUCACCAACACUCCAACGAUUACAACGAUGGGAACACAGAAACAGCAUUUCAAGGCAUGUUGGACGAACGCACCAUGGCCGUGCGCAGAAAACUGCACAAUGUGAUUGGGAGAAGAGGUGUUUUUGGCGUCAUGUUUGGUGGAAAGGCAGAGGUGGAAAGAAGGGAAGAGAUAGAGGUGUUGAGGCCGGUGAGGAAUAGACGGUGGCAAUUU